Messenger RNA from Annulohypoxylon truncatum, 1587 nucleotides. Its product is annotated as GroES-like protein. The record is from RefSeq and is a predicted model, not a curated record. The coding region runs from base 453 to 1481 and encodes 342 amino acids. Gene Ontology annotation, molecular function: oxidoreductase activity, acting on NAD(P)H. The transcript has 3 exons. NCBI's taxonomy places the organism in Eukaryota, Fungi, Ascomycota, Sordariomycetes, Xylariales, Hypoxylaceae.
GUCAAGUUAGGAAUGCGAUUAAGGACAGUGGAUUCUCAACGACAUCUAGAAGGUGUAUAAAGUCCGAGUUUACCCCAAAGCGAUACACAUAAUUCCGCAGAUUCCGGAGAUACUAUUAGCUCCCGGCCAAUUAUUUUUCGAAUAGGGGUUUCUUUGCAUGCUUGGUAAUCUUAAAUCCGACGGAACAAGAUUUCCAAUCCCGAGUCGGGUUGGCUAUUCAGAUAUCUGACGAUAUAAGGUCCGUUGAUUUCACUACAGACAAGAAACCAUGACUUAAGUAGGUAAUGUUUCUUAGUUGUAUUGAUCGAACUAUGACCCCCUAAAAGUAUCUACCGGUACCUUAGUACCAUCAACAUUCUGUUUACGAAUUAAACUCAACUCAACUCUAUGCGACAAUUUCUAAACAUCUAUUCUGCUACGAUUACUGCUAUCAUACUCCUUCCUUACGCAUUAUGGCAGCCCACUUAGCAGCUGUGGCCACCGAAAAAGCUCAGCCUCUUCAAGUCCAAGAGCGACAGACACCAAAGCCUGGUCCUAAGGAGCUUCUCGUUGAGGUCAAAUCCGUCGCCCUGAAUCCACUAGAUUACAAGACACGAGACUUGGGCUUUGCUAUCGGCGGAUACCCUGCUGUUUUUGGCUCAGACAUAGGAGGUGUAGUCAUUCAAGUUGGUCCUGAGGUUUCCGACAUAUUCAAGCCUGGAACUCGCGUUGCAGCCUUUGCACCCUCAUAUUUCGUCAAAGGUGCGCCCGACUAUGGCGCUUUUCAACAGAUAUCUGUCAUCCCUGCUGCGAAUGCCAGUCCGAUCCCUGACAACAUAACAUUUAAUGAAGCUGCUACUCUCCCUAUGGCUGUAGCUACAGUCUGGUCUGGAUGGGAGACUAUUGGUAUUUCUCGCGAUACCUCCUAUACCCCGAGUGAUCGGCAAGGAAUCUUAGUGUGGGGUGCAUCAUCUAGCGUUGGCAGUAUGACGGUACAGAUCGCCCGGUUACUAGGCUUCACCGUCUACGCUACGGCGAGCGCAAAACAUCACGAGUAUAUUAAGUCGCUGGGCGCAUCGAGACUCUUCGAUUACAAGACCCCUGGUGUGGAAGAUGUCAUCAUUCGGGCUGCCAAGGAAGAUAGUCUCACAAUCCAGUACGCUUACGAUGCAGUAGGCGCUCUGCUGCCUUGUCAUAAUAUUCUGAAAGCCUUGAAGGGAGAUGGAAUUGCCCACUUGGCGUCCGCACCACCGUUAAAACCUGGAGAUCCUACCGAAGAAGGGAUCCAGACCAAGUUUGUAGCUGCUUCGACUGACGAAAAGGAGCGGGCCGAGCAGUUCUCAUUUUGGUUCAACGUAUGGUUGAAGGAGAAGCUGGAAAAUGGUACAAUAGUCCCGUGCCCCAAGAUCCAAUUGGUCGAUGGAGGUUUACAUGGCAUUAAUAAAGGCUUAGAUAUAUUGACUGCGGGCGUUAGCUGCACUAAGCUAGUCCUCGAGAUCUAGUCUAUAUAGUACGCUUUGAGCAAGGCUUUGACAAGUUACCUCAGGGUAUGAACUUAUUAAUAGGUACCUACUCUGCCAGGUAUCAAUAAUAUUCCUUCGUUGUCGA